Molecule: messenger RNA, 1478 nt
Organism: Rhopalosiphum maidis (corn leaf aphid)
Lineage: Eukaryota; Metazoa; Arthropoda; Insecta; Hemiptera; Aphididae
Product: NFU1 iron-sulfur cluster scaffold homolog, mitochondrial-like
Exons: 6
Coding region: 649-1413 (254 amino acids)
Biological process (GO): iron-sulfur cluster assembly
Cellular component (GO): mitochondrion
Molecular function (GO): iron ion binding; iron-sulfur cluster binding
Source: RefSeq, a predicted model, not a curated record
UUAUAGUAUAAGGUCUAUGGUAUUAUGUCUAUCAUAAUAUUAUGAUGUCCUCGUUAAACUAUAAAAUAAAUAUAUAAUAUUAUAUAGCUAGUUACAACUUCAAUUUAUAUCCUAUGUCCUUAUGGUAAUACCUGUGAUAAUACACAGAUGACUAUAUUAUUAUGCAGUAUAUUUAUUUAGACAUAAUAUGUGGAGUAAUGGUUUAACUUUAUGUUUCAGCAUCCGUCAAUUGAUGAUAAGAUAUUAGAUGUAUUAUCUGCACUACUUUCGUAGUUUCGUGCAAUAAAAAACAAAAAUCCAAUAUUUUAAUAGAGAAUUUUUAAGAAGUGUUCAUGUAUUUAUAAUACAUAAUUAUAUCGAGUACGCCGUAGUUAACCAUAUAAUAAAUGAAAUAAAAUUAUUUUAGAUUAAUCUUUCUCCGAUCGUCUAACGAUUAUCGUUUUUAUUCUUCUAUAGUAUACAUAGUAAAAAAUAAAAUUAAUUUUGUUACAUUCGGAUAUAAUCUUAUUAAUAGAUUUAUUUGAAAAAAUAUUUUCUGUUGAAGAAUUUACCUACUCAUUGUAAUAUCUUAGAUAAUUAACUCAGAUAGGUACACCAAUUCAUAUUUAUUUUAAUAAUAAUUGUUACAAAACCUCAACAUUUAAGAAAAUGAGGCGAUUUAUGCAUUUAAUUAAUGUAGUACCAAUGUUGCUAAAUGCCCAAAAAUCAAUUGCAACUAGUUCCAAACUGUUUCCUAAAAUAAAACAGCAAACUUUUUUUACACCAACUCGUACUAUGUUUAUACAAACUCAAGAUACACCUAAUCCAAAUAGUGUCAAGUUUUUACCUGGUGUUCAGGUAUUAGAAAAAGGUCAUACAAUGGAUUUUCCUACUGCUACAGCAGCAUACUGCAGUCCCUUAGCUAAAGUUUUAUUUAGAGUUGAAGGGGUAAAAAGUGUCUUUUUUGGUUCAGAUUAUAUUACUUUGACAAAAGCCGAUGAUGAUAUAGAAUGGAUGGUUCUUAAACCUGAAAUUUAUGCUACUAUUAUGGAUUUUUUUGCAAGUGGCUUGCCUAUAUUAACUGAUGUUAAACCAACUAGUGAUACUCAAAUUCAUGAAGAUGAUAAUGAAACUGUUAUGAUGAUUAAAGAACUUCUUGAUAGCAGAAUUAGACCUACUGUACAAGAAGAUGGCGGUGAUAUUCUUUUUAUAGGAUAUGAUGCAGGAAUUGUCAAGUUAAAAUUACAAGGAUCUUGUACUAGCUGUCCAAGUUCAAUAGUAACCUUAAAAAGUGGAGUUCAGAACAUGCUUCAAUUUUAUAUACCCGAGGUGAUAGCGGUCGAACAAGUUGAAGAUGAAAUUGAAAUACGAACAAAAGUCGAAUUUGAAAAAUUUGAAAAGAAGUUGCAAGAGAGUGAGGAAAAAGAAAAAUAAUAACCAAGUUUAAUCUUAGAUAUUUAUUAAUAAACAUUUUCAUAGUUUUCUAUAAAUGUAAUCUA